GAAAGGGUGGGAGGGAAGAAGGACCAAAGGAGGGCAUGAUUCCCCUCCUUGUAACUUUUAUUACUUGGAGGGUUACCAUGAACAGUAACGUUUAAUUCAAAUUCGUGACGAUUAAGGGCACUACUGUUGUUUUACACUUCUCUAUGCCCAUUUCAGAUGGAAAUAAACCAUGCUCCGGUCACCCGACCCCAAUUGUCCUCAUGCGACUCGGCAGCUGAGUUUAGACAAGACAUUACCUGUGAGUCGCUGUUCCCUGUAGAUUAGAAGAAGCUGAGUAGCGGUGUCCCUUCGCGCUAGCUCGCUCUCUUUUUGUCUGUUUCAAGUUCGAACUCCACUCAAAACAAAGGAGACCCCGAAACAUGUGACCUUCCAGAGCCAAAACACAUGAUGUCACAGACAUGCCAGCCAAUCAGAGUGGGACCGGCUGCAAUAGUUCUUGGGAGAUGUAGUGCAGUGGGACGGAUCGUUUGCAACGCAAUGCCUUGUUUCAUUUUAUGUAUCUAUCAAGUAGGCAGCGUUAUGGCAGUCAUCAGCUCAAAGGAAUGAAGACUUGAAUAUGCAGUACUAUGCAAUACUAUUUCUAAGGUUCUGUUUUCUCUGCCAGGCAUUAACUUAUAUAUCUGCUAGUUAUAUACUAUUCCACUACCAACUAUGACAGCUUCAGUUUGGUACAGGAUCAAAAGUUCUGGGCGAUGUUUUGCAAUGAUUUAAAAGAAAAAUAUGAGGAAAAAAUAGUAAUUAGGGGAGUUGAUGCUGAAACAAUGCAAAUUCUUUUGGAUUACACUUAUACAAGCAAAGUGCUGAUCACAAAGGAAAAUGUGCAGAAAGUCCUGGAAGCUGCCAGUCUCUUUCAAUUUUUGCGAAUGGUAGAAGCUUGUUCCAACUUCCUCAAUGAAGCUCUACAUCCAGAAAACUGUGUUGGGAUUCUGAGACUGGCUGAUACUCACUCACUUGAUAAGCUGAAGCAGCAGGUCAAGAACUACAUUAUCCAGAAUUUCACUCAAGUACUGAACUAUGAUGAGUUCUUAGAAUUGCCCGCCGAUGUCCUGUAUUGUAUGCUACAGAGCGAUGACCUCUGUGUUACUGAAGAAGCUCAAGUGUUUGAGACGGUUAUGAACUGGGUGCGUUACAAAAUAGCAGAAAGGCUUCCUCUCCUGCCUUAUAUCCUCGAGAGUGUUCGGAUGCCCCUUCUAGACCCUUGGUAUUUUGUAGAGACUGUAGAAGCUGAUCCACUCAUCAGGCAGUGCCCUGAUGUCUUUCCUCUGCUUCAGGAAGCCAGGAUGUACCAUCUGUCUGGAAAUGAGAUCAUUUCAGCAAGAACAAAGCCUAGGAUGCACGAGUUCCAGUCAGAGGUGUUUAUGAUCAUCGGUGGCUGCACAAAAGAUGAAAAAUUUGUAGCAGAAGUAACUUGCCUUGAUCCCUUGAGACGUAGUCGUUUGGAAGUGGCCAAACUGCCCAAUACAGAACAAGACACAGAGAGUGAGAAUAAAAAGUGGGUGGAGUUUGCCUGUGUUACCUUAAAAAAUGAAGUCUACAUUUCAGGUGGGAAAGAAACACAGCAUGAGGUCUGGAAAUACAACUCAUCCAUCAACAAAUGGAUCCAAAUUGAAUAUUUGAAUGUUGGAAGAUGGAGACACAAAAUGACAGUACUGGGUGGCAAAGUAUACGUGAUUGGUGGUUUCGAUGGCAUACAAAGAAUCAACAGUGUAGAGACAUACGAUUCUUUUCACAACUGUUGGUCAGAGGCAGCUCCACUCAUGAUCAACGUGAGCUCGUUUGGGGCUGCCAGCUAUAAGAAGAAACUCUAUGUGAUUGGAGGAGGACCCAAUGGGAAGCUGGCCACUGACAAAACACAGUGUUAUGAUCCAACAACAAACAACUGGAGCUUAAAGGCACCCAUGCCUGUUGAAGCAAAAUGUGUCAAUGCUACAAGUUUCCAUGACCACAUCUAUGUCGUAGGUGGGGCAAUGAGGGCACUCUACUCUUACAGCCCCCUCACAGACACAUGGUGUCAAGUGAUUCAGUUGAACCACGAACGGGCUAGCUGUGGGAUUGCCCCUUGCAACAAUAAGCUUUUCAUCACUGGGGGCCGGGACGAGAAGAAUGAAGUCAUUGCCACAGUGCUGUGUUGGGAUGCAGAGACUCAGAAAUUAACAGAGGAAUGUGUCCUCCCCCGUGGAGUGUCCCAUCAUGGGAGUGUCACCCUCCGGAAGUCGUACACAUACAUCCGCAAGAUAGUACCUGGAGCCGUUUCAGUCUGACUUGAGAGGAAGCCUCCAGAGAAAGGAGGAUAAGUGAUAACGAAAUACCUCAUUUUCUCCAAGGGUUUAAAUAGGCCAGCUGGGUGAAACUACUGUCUGUCUGUCUCAUCGUCCUUGCAAGAAGUAGUUGUAUAUUUGCUCAGUUUCCUACUGUACAGUAUAUGUCUUAAAUUAUCUCCAGAUCCGGAUAUCCUAGGUUAUUUAUUGACUCGAAGUGUCACAAGGUGAGAAAUUCAAAGACAUGAGAUGUCCUAUCACUAGUGAAACUCUAUGAGCGGCAAUUCUUUUUUGUGUAGAUGUCGCGCUGAAUAGAGUUUAGAAUGAGUUAUUCUGAAGGGCUCUUUCCAUUUUGCAUCUGCAGAAAGACCCAGCACCUCCAUUAUGAUGGCAAAAUGGGACCCAAGACUCAAUGAACAGAUUUCUUAAAAAAAAAAAAUUAUAGAAGAAAAGGGAGUGCAGGAAGUAGAAGAGGAAAGUAAGAAGUCUAGGAGGCGCCAAGGGAUGAAGAGUUGGAAGAGACAGGAUAAUGAAAUAAAUGGUGAUUAUUAUUUCCAGUCCAAAUUUGCCUGACACUUUUCUAUAAAGAAGAGUCAGGCAAAUUUGGACUGGAAAUGUAUUCAGCGAUAUAGUUUAUACAGUAUAGUCCUUCUCCUUCUCCCUCAGGUGGCUGAUCUGCUAUAAUGUCACAAAAGGAAAACUUCACAGGGGUCUAGAGACAUCCAUUAAUGGGUCCUUUCCUAAGGCAGUCCACACCUUCAUUAAGGCAUCAGAACAUUGUAGGGUGGUUUACAGAGAUCUUACAGAGAAAGAUCAAGGAAGCUCUUUCAGUCUGCUCAUGAUUAUUCCUUUGGGCCAUAGACAAUUCUCUGACUCCCAAAUCCCAUAGAUUAGGAUUCUGUCUGACAAUAGACAGAAGGCAUGCCCUCCUGGCGUUCACAGUGAUAGUGGCAUAGAGAUUGGCUCACCCAGCCAGCCAAGGGUACUCCUUCCAUUGAAGCUAAUCCCUGCUUUUUCUUGCCAAUGUGAAGAGACUGAGAAGCAGGCUGAUAAUACUGUAGGAUAAGAAUACCUGUCAUUUCCUAUUGUGAGAGUUCAUGGCUGCAUAAGUGAUCUGCUGCAUACCAAACAGAAAAGCAGGCUCAUGCUAAGGAAAAGUGUGUGAUUUUAAUAAAGGACGGUAGUUCAACUGUA
Hemicordylus capensis (graceful crag lizard) is the source of this 3452-nucleotide messenger RNA. It is a transcript of the gene KLHL6, whose product is annotated as kelch like family member 6. Gene Ontology annotation, molecular function: protein binding. The record is from RefSeq and is a predicted model, not a curated record. The coding region runs from base 693 to 2261 and encodes 522 amino acids. Gene Ontology annotation, biological process: B cell receptor signaling pathway; germinal center formation. The transcript has 9 exons. Lineage: Eukaryota; Metazoa; Chordata; Lepidosauria; Squamata; Cordylidae.